Fopius arisanus is the source of this 2933-nucleotide messenger RNA. RefSeq names its product proto-oncogene like protein Myb (gene Myb). The coding region runs from base 513 to 2591 and encodes 692 amino acids. Gene Ontology annotation, cellular component: nucleus. Lineage: Eukaryota; Metazoa; Arthropoda; Insecta; Hymenoptera; Braconidae. The transcript has 9 exons. Gene Ontology annotation, biological process: regulation of DNA-templated transcription. The record is from RefSeq and is a predicted model, not a curated record. Gene Ontology annotation, molecular function: RNA polymerase II cis-regulatory region sequence-specific DNA binding; DNA-binding transcription factor activity, RNA polymerase II-specific.
GUCCAAACCACUCGCGACACUCCAAUUCUCUUUCCUCCCUUCCCCAUUUCCUCGUCAUUUAAAUCCUCGGGGUCUCCAUAACACGUCUCCAUCCCAUGUAUUUGACAAAUCCUCGUUGUUAAUAUUUUUCAAAUUUCUCGGUACUUGUGUGGAAGUACGCAAGCGCAUAUAAUCGAGGCUCCAGCGACGCCUCUCGAGGUGGAAACAAACAAAAAAUAAUAAAGGGCGAGAGUAGUCGAGACGAGAGGAAUCGAUAGUGUACGCCGGUCACAGGAAGCAUUCGUUAUCAUUCCGGAGUACAAGGGCUACAGGAUAAAGUCAAUGGUAACGAGUGUCAUCUGAUAUUUUUACUGGAUUUAAUGUCGCAGCGUUGAGAUCGAGUUGUUUUAAUGGGAGCAGUGGAAUGUGUUAUGACACAAUCAAGUGGCUGGUGCAGUCCUGACAUCAUGGAUAUAGUGUAGAUCGAGGACCUGAGUUAUCAGUUGUUUGUUGAGAGCUGAUUAUUCAACGAGAUGGAGAGAUUACCUGGGGAUAUGCUUGUGCCUGCUAAGUCUGUGGAUAUUGCCAAUUAUCAUUCGACUUUUUAUUCACCACCACCUACUGAGGCGUCGAGGUCUGGUUACGACUCGAGCAGUGGGGACGAGUCAGAGAGUGACUACAAUAUUCAAUCUUAUCAGGCAAAUGCUCACAAUGCAAAUGCCCCUGCAACAGUGAGCACUGGUGCAACAGCACCACAGGGCAAGCACAUAAACAAGGGUCGAUGGACUAAAGAAGAGGACAAUUUACUGAAGCAGUUAGUGAGUAAUGCGGAGAAAUUGGGAACUGGAUUGCGAUGGGAUGCUGUAGCUGCACAUUUUCCAGACCGAAGUGACGUACAGUGUCAGCAGCGAUGGGCCAAAGUUGUUAAUCCAGAUCUUGUAAAGGGCCCGUGGACCAAAGAGGAGGACGAGAAAGUGGUGGAGCUCGUCGAUCGCUACGGUCCCAAGAAAUGGACCCUCAUAGCUCGACACUUGAAGGGCCGAAUUGGUAAACAGUGUCGAGAGAGAUGGCACAAUCACCUGAAUCCAGGAAUAAAGAAGACAGCGUGGACUGACGCCGAGGACAAAAUAAUUGUUGAAGCACACAGACGCGUUGGUAAUCAGUGGGCAAAAAUAGCAAAACUUCUUCCAGGAAGGACAGACAAUGCUAUUAAAAAUCACUGGAACAGCACUAUGCGAAGGAAGUACGAGGCAGAAGAGGGAAGGACAACGGGAAGCAGAGGUCGUGGCAGGAGAAAAACAACGGAGACGAUUAAGAAGGAGCCAGUGGCGGACGAAUCCUCGUGCCAGGAACAAUCGGUGAAGGUUGCGAUCAAGGCCGAGGACAGUCGAGCGACUGUGACCUCAGGGAGUUUAGAGAUUGAUUCACUAGACUGGACUGGCGCCUGGGGACAAACCUCCCAGCAUUCUAUGAUGCAGCAACAAUCUCAAGCGAAUUAUCUUCAAAGUAUUAUGCAGAUGGAUGAGAAACCCGAUGAACCUGUCAAUGAGAGGAAACCUGAUAUUUCGCCUUUCUCUAAAUACUUCAACCUGAAUAUGGGAGCAGAAGCUUCUUCCAAUACCUCAGACAUUCGUCUCCUACCGAUGCCAGACCUCGAGGAUGAUGACGAUGGCAGACUGAGUCCUCCCUCGAUCCUGCGCAAACGUCGAGGCUUCCAGAAUAUUCUUCCCCGCACUGAGACUCCAGACAGUGGUCACCAAGACUUCCUCAUGGGUACAUCAUCCCAGGAGGCGACAACAGCCCCCUCAACACCUAUAAAACAACUUCCCUUCAGUCCCUCUCAGUUCCUCAAUAGUUUAGCCAGUCCAGAAUCAUCCUGGAUACGUGCUAGCACUCCCAAAGGCUCCCCAGGUACCCUCACUACUCCUCAACCCUCUGGGCUUCGUCGUGGGCAUAACGACGGCAACACCCCCAGGACUCCAACUCCCUUCAAGGAUGCACUUGCUGAAAUUGAACGACGCAGUGGUGCCACAACGCAGUUACCAGCAACUCCCAGUCGUCUCGAUGCACUCACCGAAAUCAUAAAGCAGGAAACUGAUCGCGAGAGUUUAGCCGGCAGUAGUAUACUCCAGGAUUCUGGUUAUGGCACUGGUCGACGACGUGGAAAGGAAAACAGUGCACCUGGGGGAAAGAGAGCCCGUAAGGCACUCUGUCAAGCCUGGGCUACCUCCAACGACAGCUCGGACAUGAGUUUUGCUGUCGAGACUCCGAGUAAAAGUAUAGAUACAUCAGUGUUAUUUUCUCCAGCAUCAAUGGCCCUGGAGGACAGUUUUUUAGCGGCUGGACCGAGUCCACUAAAGACUCCCCACGAUUUUACAUCCGUACGGAAGCCCAAUGCCAAGAGGGCUAUCACGUUUGAUGUCUUUGACAGUCCAUGUAUCAGCCCUCUGAUUUUCAAGCCGCAGAAACGACCAAAACUGCAUCUUGAAGCUCAAUGGACAAUGGUAGCAUGUGGUCGUACCCAGGACCAACUGGACAUGACUCGUGCUGCUCGCAAUUUUCUGAAUCUACACGGGUUUCCACCUCUGCGCCCACGUUCCCUGAACUUCUAAUGAGUAAGAAAAAUAAUUGUGGAGUUCAUAGACUUCAAGAGCAUGACUGAAAGUCCGGUCGCGCGAUAUUGGAACUAGUCGUAGCACGUUUACGUGUUUAAAUUACCGCAUUAAAUCGUCAUCAAAAAAAAAACAAAUCUACGAAAUAAUAAAAAUAGUGAAAAAGUGUUUAAUAAAACGAACAAAUUUGAGAAAAAAAGUUUAUUUUGUUAGUGAUACCUAAAGAGUAAAGUUCUAUUUUACUGAGCUUGUAAGUGCAUCACCCAGUAUUUUUAAGCCAACAAAUGACUCGUUCGCAAAAUAAUAUUUGGGAGCAUUCGUUGGAGAGAACAGAAGCCAUAU